AUGUCUAGCUCCGUCAUUCAGACUCAGACUCCAGCGCCCGCGCCCGCGCCACCUCCACCACCCCCGCCGCUGCCUCCCUCUCCUUCUCACAACACGCAUCCGAAGAAGCUCGCGUUGAAAGUGAGGAGCGCGUCACCUGGCUGGUCCUAUCAAUCGCCUCGACAGAUCGAUUAUACCGAACUUAAGACUGGCCCGUACUUCUUUUACGGCACACUGAUGGACCCCGGAAUGCUGGCAGAGAUCCUGAAGUUGAGCCACGAGCCCAUACUACGACCAGCAAAAGUAUUCGGAUACACGGGCAAGCUUUGGGGCCAGUAUCCUGCCGUUGUUGAAGGAGAAGCGGGCGCUACUGUCUGUGGUGCUGCAUACAAUGUCGAAAGUGUCGAGGAUGCUAGGAAGCUUGCUGCGUACGAAACUUGCAACUAUCAAACAAAGGCUUGCAAGAUACUUUAUACCGAUGGAGAACAACCUGAAAUGCAGCACGGUCGGCUUUUCGUGUUUGCAGGAAAUCCGAGUGACUUGGAAACCGGUGCAUUCGACUUGUCAGUAUGGCUGAAACGAGUUGGGAGGUGA
Molecule: messenger RNA, 573 nt
Organism: Cordyceps militaris CM01
Lineage: Eukaryota; Fungi; Ascomycota; Sordariomycetes; Hypocreales; Cordycipitaceae
Product: poly(A) polymerase pla1, putative
Exons: 1
Coding region: 1-573 (190 amino acids)
Source: RefSeq, a predicted model, not a curated record